Colletotrichum abscissum is the source of this 138-nucleotide messenger RNA. RefSeq lists its product as uncharacterized. NCBI's taxonomy places the organism in Eukaryota, Fungi, Ascomycota, Sordariomycetes, Glomerellales, Glomerellaceae. The transcript has 2 exons. Bases 1 to 138 code for a protein of 45 amino acids. The record is from RefSeq and is a predicted model, not a curated record.
AUGUUUCCAGAAAUGCAGGGCCUAAAAACCCAGAAACUGGCUGGAAAGCUGCUGAUUUUCCUCGGGCAUAUUCGUGUGGUCUCGACUGAAGCUCAGCAAGUGUCUCUGGAACGAUGGGGGUACACUCAAAGCCAAUGA